AUGUCGUGCACCGAGUUCCAGGACCUGUUUAACCGGAUCAUGCUGGAGGAUCUCUACCGAUGUGUACCUGGACCACUCGCAGUGCACCUUAACGACAAGCAACCCAAGACACUUGUGGACGCUUGUCGCCUGGCUGACGACUGGGAGACCUUCAACCCCUCUCACAGCACUGCCCACCGACGCAUAGUGCCACCCGGUCACCUCUCCGGAUUCACUCGGCCCAAGGACCCCCACCAGGGACCACCACGGACGUGCAACUUUUUUUCAGGCAGGCAUUCCGAUCCAGCUGCCACCACGACCCAUCGACCACCUGACAGGGACCGGUGCAAGGACUGUGGCCAGAAGGGCCAUUGGUCUGCACGAUUCCCAGGUUGUCCCAAGCAACAGAGGAAGAGCGUGAAUCUUGUCUCCACGGACCAGCCCCCGAAGGAGUGGGCCCAGUUCAGGGGAGUGGCGGUGGCCCCCCUCGGAGGGUCCCUUCCCCAGGAAGAGUUACUCACCAUGCUGGACACCGGAGCCGAUGUUAGCCUGAUUGCCCGGACCCACGUACCUGCGGGUGCCCACAUACGGGAAGAUGAACGAUGGACCAUAAGCUGGGUCGAGGAGCAGUCGAAGGAUAUCCCGACAGUCCAGCUCCAAGUCAGCACCCCGUGGGGACCCAUGGAACAUCGCCUAGGCGUAGUGAGCUCCAUCAAGCCAGGGUGUCAGUUCCUGCUUGGCCGAGACCUGCUGUGGCGCCUUCCCCAAGAGGUGCCUCUGCGGUGUAUGACUGCCCUGGCUCCUCCGGAGCCUCCUCCAACCAAGGCUACACCUCAACCGGAUCUGGGGUUAGGGGAUGUCCCCUGGCUUCAGGAGGGACCCAUGCCGACCCCCGAGUCCCAGCGUGCAAGCCGAAUCGACACCCUGCUGGUCGCGGGGGCUGCUGCCCAGUUGCCGGAGCUCCGCCGGUCGCAGUUAAUCGCUGCCCAACACGAAGAUGACGACCUUCUCCCAUUGCGGGAGGAGGCCCUCCCCCAGCUUGAGGACCUCCACGAUCUCACCAAGACCAGGUACCUCGUCGAGGAUAACGUUCUCUACAAGAUUUCCCGGGGCCUAGAGGAACCCGCACACACCAUGCACAAGAUGGUAGUAGUGCCUAGGAAGUUACAAACCCGAGUCCUCCAGCUGGCCCAUGACGGACUGGGAGGCCAUUUUGGGGUUAAUCGCACCGCAAGGUUAUUGGAGGGAAAAUUUUAUUGGCCAGGGUGGCGCAAGUCGGUGAAGACCUAUGUCACGUCUUGCCCCGCCUGCCAACGCGUAGGGAAGCCCAACGAAGUAGUCCCCAAGGCCCCCAUUCAAAACAUCCCAUCUGUCGGUGUUCCGUUCCAGGAUGUGGUCAUUGACUACUACACGCCGGAAGGAAGGAGGAAGCAGAAAACUGGAAAUUCACAUGUGCUCACCAUCAUCGAUCGGUUCACACGCUAUCCCGAAGCCAUACCGGUGCGGAGCACCAGUUCCAAGAAUGCUGUCAAGGCCCUCCUACAUUUCUUCUGCCGGUUCGGGUUCCCCGCCACAAUCCAAAGUGAUGGGGGAAGUCACUUUAUGUCAAAAGAGUUCAGGGAUAGCCUGGCCAGCCAUGGCAUAACACACCUCCACUCGACUCCUUACCACCCCGAGAGCCAGGGGAUCAUCGAGCGCUUCCACCAAACACUAGGGGCUCGGCUCUCUACUCUGAUAGAAGAAAAUGGGGGCGGGUGGGAAGACAACUUACCCUACGCCCUCUUUUCAAUCCGACAGGCACCCUCGGAGACCCUUGGGUAUAGCCCGUUUGAGCUUUUGUUUGCUCACUCCACGCGGGGCCCACUCGAUAUACUCUAUGACGCUUGGGCAGACCCGGAGAAGGCUGCCUGGGCUGAAAAUCUGCCCAUUAUCCAGCGGAACCUCCAGGCCGCCUGGGCGGUGGCCCAAGCUCACGAAUCGGCCACUCAAGAGCGGGUUAAGUUACGAAUGGACAAAAAGGCUAGCACCCGUAGUUUCGAGGUUGGGGAACAAGUAAUGGUGCUCCGCCUUGGCGCCUCUCGUCCCCUCCAGACGCAUUUCACGGGCCCCCACAAGAUUCUGGCAAAAAGGGGGCAGCUCAACUACCUGGUAGACUGCGGACAGCGUAGAGCCAAGUGGCUCCACAUCAACCUACUGAAGCCUUUCCAGGAAAGAGGCAGCUCCCAACCGGCCCUGCCCGACCAGGGAGUCAUGGUGGGCUCAGUGAGUACAUUCCAAUUACCAGAGAAAAACUCGCAGAUCCUGGCAAAUAUCCAUCGCAUCACGCCGGGACUUGAGGAGUCGAAAAGGAAGGAUAUUAGUGACCUGCUCCGGAAGUAUCCGCAAGUGACUAGGGAUGACCUGGGCUGCACGUCAAUGGCGGAGCACGCUAUUCGGCUGGAAGAUAACGCACGCCCGAUCGCUCAGGGCUACUAUAAGGUAAACCCCCAACGUGCGGAGAGAAUACAAGCCCAAGUUCAGCUCCAGCUAGAUAUGGGCCUAAUCGAGAAAUCGACCAGUCCCUGGUCCUCCCCAGUAGUGCUAGUCCCUAAGGAAGAGGGUGGGGACCGGCUGUGCAUCGACUUCCGAAAGCUGAACGCGGUCACCCAGCCGGAACCCUAUCCUCUGCCACACAUUGAAGUCUGUCUGGACAGCCUAGGCCAGGCCCCCUUUCUCAGCAAGAUCGACUUGGAAAAGGGGUACUGGCAAGUUCCACUAGCCGACGGCUCCCGGCACCUAACCGCUUUCUCCACCCCUUCGGGGCACUAUCAGUGUCGGGUAAUGCCUUUUGGGUUGAAAAAUGCUCCAAGCUGCUUCCAGCGGCUCAUGAAUGAAGUCCUAGCAGGCAUUCCGAACUGCGUAGUGUACCUGGAUGACAUUGUCAUCUUCGCUAACUCCUGGGAGGAGCACCUAAAAAUCCUGGCCCAAGUAUUCCAGGCCCUGCAGCAGGCAAACCUGGUGGUUAAUUUGCGUAAGUGCCAGUUCGGGGUGGCAGAGAUCACCUACUUGGGCCACGUCGUGGGCAAUGGCAAAUUGAUGCCCAAAGAUGCAAACGUUCAGGCCAUCCGAGAGAUGCCCUAUCCCACCACGAAGAAGGACGCCCAAAGAUUCUUAGGAAUGGUCCAGUAUUUCAAGCGGUUCAUCCCGAACCUCUCGGAAGCAGCUGCGCCCAUCACCAAUUUGUUCCGAGGAAACCAGGAAUUUCGGUGCACCCCCGAGUGUAAGAAAGCCUAUGACUAUCUCAAGGGGAUCCUCAUCAGCAACCCGGUUCUGCGGACCCCAGACUAUGAUCGACCUUUUUAUAUGGCCGUAGAUGCAAGUGACAUAGGGGUAGGAGCGGUACUGUUCCAGGAGAAGGAGCAAGUGCGCCACCCUGUUGCUUACUACUCCAAGAAAUUGAAUCCAGCCCAGACCCGAUACAGUACCAUUGAGAAGGAGCUCCUCGGGUUGGUUCUAGCAAUGAAGCAUUUCGAAUCGUACCACUCGGACCACAAAUUCCCCUUAACAAUCCUGACCGACCACAACCCCUUGGUCUACCUGACAAAUUUCAGAAACCAGAACAAGAGGCUCAUGAGAUGGUGCUUAGAUCUGCAGGAUCACAAUUGGCAAAUACAACACAUAAAGGGGACUGAUAACAAAAUAGCGGAUGUGCUCUCCCGGCAGUAA
Macrobrachium nipponense is the source of this 3684-nucleotide messenger RNA. RefSeq lists its product as uncharacterized. The record is from RefSeq and is a predicted model, not a curated record. Gene Ontology annotation, molecular function: aspartic-type endopeptidase activity; nucleic acid binding. The coding region runs from base 1 to 3684 and encodes 1227 amino acids. The transcript is spliced from 2 exons. Gene Ontology annotation, biological process: DNA integration; proteolysis. Lineage: Eukaryota; Metazoa; Arthropoda; Malacostraca; Decapoda; Palaemonidae.